This is a messenger RNA of Raphanus sativus (radish), 1207 nucleotides long. RefSeq lists its product as uncharacterized. The coding region runs from base 18 to 1070 and encodes 350 amino acids. The record is from RefSeq and is a predicted model, not a curated record. NCBI's taxonomy places the organism in Eukaryota, Viridiplantae, Streptophyta, Magnoliopsida, Brassicales, Brassicaceae. Gene Ontology annotation, molecular function: catalytic activity. The transcript is spliced from 4 exons.
UCUUUUUUGUACUUCCCAUGUCUAGAUUCUGUCUCUUUCUCUCUGCAAACUCUCACAAGUCACAAGACAAAGAGAGAAGAAGAAGAGAAUCAAUGGCUGGUUGCUUCAGCUACGUUUCUUCCCGUAACAAAUGUUACCAAUACAGCUUCUCUAGCGCCGGUCUCCGAUCAUCAACCUCCGAUCUUGGAGACGGCACCGUCGUCCACUGCUGGGUCCCUCUGACUCACGUCGACGCCAAGCCCACUCUCCUCCUCCUCCACGGGAUCGGAGCCAACGCCAUGUGGCAGUGGGACCGGUUCAUCGACCGGUUUAUCCCCCGGUUCAACGUCUACGUGCCUGACCUCGUCUUCUUCGGCGACUCGCACACGACUCGGCCCGACCGGUCCGAAUCGUUCCAGGCGAGCUGCGUCAUGAAGGUGAUGGACUCUCACGGCGUUGGGACCAUGACUGUUGCCGGGCUCAGCUACGGAGGGUUCGUGGCGUACUCAAUGGCGGCGCAGUUUAAGGAGAGGAUAGAUCGGGUGGUGCUAAUAUGCGCCGGGGUGGCGCUGGAGGAGAAAGACGUGGAGGAUGGGAUGUUUAAAGUGAAGAGCGCGGAGGAGGCGGCAGACUUGUUGUUUCCUCAGUCUCCGUCGAUGCUCAGGCGACUUCUCCAGUUAUCUUUCUACAAACCUCCGGUUUGGAUCCCUUCUUGCUUUGCCAUGGACUACAUUCAUGUGAUGUGUAGAGAUAAUCUUCAAGAAAGGAAAGAACUUGUGGAAGCUCUACAUAAAGGUAGAAGAUUUGCAGAUCUUCCCAAGAUAACACAGCCUACAUUGAUGAUAUGGGGAGAGGAAGAUCAAGUAUUCCCAGUGGAAUUAGCACACAGAUUGAAAAGACAUUUUGGGGAAAACAGAGCACAACUAGUGCUACUAAAGAAAACAGGACAUGCGAUUAAUGAAGAGAGACCAAAGGAGAUGUACAAACACAUCAAGUCUUUUCUUUGCACAGACGCAAUGAUUCCUACUAAUGACAACGCCAAGACACUCGCGUUAGCAAGCUUGAUAUCUCCAGUCAAGUUCAACAAGUGAUGUUAUUAAGCGCCGCUCAUCUUCUCCCUUAAUCAUGUCACUAAAGUGUUUUAUUAUCUUUGCUACUGUUAAGACAUUUCUUCUUGUCGGAACUAAGAAUACUUUUUUUUAUAUCAAGAAAGGAAAAGAUCCGAUAA